CUCGGGCCGGGAUUCCUGUUUCCCUGCAGCUUGUCGGCAGGGCUGCAGCCGCCUGUCUGUGUCUCACUGCGGGGGCAAUGGUGUAGCGAUGUCGGGGGACUAUUGGGAGACGCACUGAUAAGCAAAUCCACACCCUCCCUCCCUCCACCCCCAUCCCUCCUCUUUCCCUCCCCAUCCCUCCACAUCCAACCUUAAGGGGCUGUCAACCCAUGGUGGUCCUUUCCUUCGGGCAGGCGAUUGGAAAUCAGACGCUGAUGGAUCGGAUGAAGAAAAUUAAACGGCAGCUGUCUAUGACGCUCCGAGGUAGCCAGGCGUCUGAGAAAUCCCUGAGUGACCUAUCAGAGCAGAUAAACAUUGAAGAAAAUAAUGUCAGCGACAGUGGUCGAGCAUCACAGUCUGGUUUUUUACCCUUUCACCUUCGUCACGCUGCCUCCACUUCCCAGCUGCGUUCCGCACGACCGCUGCACAACGAGCCCAUGGUGAAGAACGGGAGGCCCCCCACGUCCCACAGCAUGCACUCCUUCCUUCACCAGUACGCGGGCAGUUUCAAAAAGCCGCCUAUACGGAGGCCCCACAGUGUGGUGGGCAGGAGCCUCAGCUCGCACCUUCAGAGGAAUACCACGCUAGAGAUCGUCCAUGAGGACCUGAAGAUGGGCUCUGAUGGGGAGAGCGACCAGGCAUCUGCCACCUCCUCCGACGAAGUCCAGUCCCCAGUCCGGGUACGGAUGCGCAACAACGUCCGGAAGAUCUCCACUGAGGAUAUCAAUAAGAGGCUGUCUCUGCCUGCGGACAUCCGGCUGCCUGAGGGAUACCUGGAGAAGUUUGCCAUGAACAGCCCCCCCUUCGACAAGCCGCUCAGCCGUCGGCUACGCAGGGUCUCGCUGUCAGAAAUCGGAUUUGGCAAGCUGGAGACCUACGUUAAACUGGACAAGCUCGGUGAGGGCACCUAUGCAACGGUGUACAAGGGGAGGAGUAAGCUGACGGAUAACUUGGUGGCGCUGAAGGAGAUCCGACUGGAGCACGAGGAGGGAGCUCCCUGCACCGCCAUCAGGGAAGUGUCGCUGCUGAAGGAUCUCAAACACGCCAACAUCGUAACGCUUCACGACAUCAUCCACACAGAGAAAUCCCUCACACUGGUCUUCGAGUAUCUGGAUAAAGACUUGAAACAAUAUUUGGAGGAUUGUGGGAAUGUCAUAAACAUCCACAAUGUAAAGCUCUUCCUGUUCCAGCUGCUGCGUGGCCUGGCGUACUGCCACCACAGAAAGGUGCUACACCGGGACCUGAAGCCCCAGAACCUGCUCAUCAACGAGAAAGGAGAGCUCAAGCUGGCCGACUUCGGGUUGGCCCGGGCAAAGUCGGUUCCGACUAAAACCUAUUCAAACGAGGUGGUGACUCUCUGGUACCGGCCCCCAGAUGUCUUGCUGGGAUCCACGGAGUACUCAACACAGAUAGAUAUGUGGGGUGUGGGCUGUAUAUUUUAUGAGAUGGCCACGGGGCGUCCGCUGUUUCCUGGCUCCACCGUGGAGGAAGAAUUGCAUUUUAUAUUUAGGGUAUUAGGAACACCGACAGAAGCGACGUGGCCCGGGAUCCUGGCCAACGAGGACUUCAGAUCGUACAACUACCCCAAGUACCGGCCAGAGCCUCUCGUCAAUCACGCACCCAGACUGGACCCAGAGGGGCUUGAUCUCUUAUCAAAACUACUGCAGUUUGAAGGGAAGAAGAGGAUUUCAGCGCAACAGGCCAUGAAACAUCCACAUUUCCACAGCCUGGGCGAGCGGGUCCACAAGUUACCUGAUAAAACAGAGAAGUGCUCCAAAGAAUGCCGGCUGGUGACAUAGUGGCAUCAGUGCCGGACUUCAGAACGAAGGCUCCCGAGUUCGAAUCCAGCCGGCUCCCUGGCACGCUUUCCAUCCGUGCUGGGUUGAACAUCGAGCUAGCAACUCGACCUCAUAAAAAAGAAAUUGCCUGCUACAGAAACAUAAACAGCAAAAAGUUGAUGGCCUAUGCUCUCUCGUGAGUUUGAAAGGCAAUUUCCUUUUUCCUCCAAAGAAUGAACGACAGUUAAAUGUUAGACCCCAAAGUCCCCUCCCCAGCUCCCCUCCCUCCUGCGUGUGAGUGGCAGCAAGCAAUAAUCCCCCUCCCCCCACCAGCAAAAACAAGCACUGGCACCCGCCACCAAGCACUCAAGCAUGAGCAAAGCAACAGCAGACACAGAAUUGCAGUACCCCAAGGACUUCAUGUUUCACCUGGUACUCGACAUACCACAGGCUCUCUCUCUCACUCCCUAAUAAGGGAGAAAGAGCUGUCUCUUUUUUCACAGCGAGCAGGGAGACAUAACAAACAACUCGCUGGUUUACGAUGUUAAAAAUCCGUUACGUUGCUUUUUUCGAGUCUGUGCCCAAAGAUCUGGGCGCACAGCCGUAGAUAUUCUGACUCCCCCAACGACACACAGGUCUCCUGCCGUGACACCGACCUUCAGUCCACCUGUCUCCAGAGCCCCGAACUCCUAGACCUCCAAAGCUGAGCUGGACUUUUAGGCUGAGCUCUUGGCAUGCCGAACAACGGCCAGUUAUGAAACCCCGAGAGCGGGUCCCAUUCCUACAAAGAACCAUACUCAGGGGAAAAUAAAGAUAUUAAAGAUGGAAAUAGAGCUGUUUCCAAAGAUGCAAGGAAAGGGGUCGCCGUUUAGCGCCAUCAUCACUCUGCUCUGCCUCCAUGUAACUAUAACAGCGCUGGCAAGACAGGUUCAAUUCUUUCCGCUGUCCGUAAGGAGAUUGUAUGUUCUUCCCGUGACUGUGUGAAUUUCCUCCAGCUACUCUGGUUUACUCCCACAUUACAAAUACGUAUGGGUUAGUAGAUUAAUUGGUCACAUGGUGUAAAUUGGGUAACGUGUGCUCAUUGAGCCAAAAGGGCUUGUCACCAUGCCAUCUCUUUAAAAAUAAAUAGGAAUAUGGGUCUCGGACUCACCUCGCCUUCCGCUGCUGAUGGAAACACUCCUUGUGUCAAAGCCCCGCUCUUCAGAUGAUGUAGACGUGCACUACUCUUCCUGCUGCAAGGAAGUGAGGCUUCUGAUAAGUGUGAGGUGGUUCAUUUUGGUAGGUCAAAUAUGAUGGCAGAAUAUAGUAUUAAUGGUGAGACUCUUGGCAGUGUGGAGUAUCAGAGGGGUCUUGGGGUUCGAGUCCAUAGGACACUCAAAGCUGCUUGCGCUAAUUAACUGUGGUGAAGAAGGCAUACGGUGCAUUGGCCUUCAUCAACCGUGGGAUUGAGUUUAAGAGCUGAGAGGUAAUGUUGCACUAUAUAGGACCCUGGUCAGACCCCACUAGGAGUACUCCCCCACUAUAGGAAAUAUUCUUUACAUAUCCACUCUAUUCAGGUCUUUCAGUAUCCGGUAGAUUUCAGUGAGAUUCCACCCCCCACCACCCCCAAACACCUCGUCCAUAAAAGAUAGCACAGGCCCAGAGACGUCAAACGCUCCUCAUACGUUAAGCCCUUCAUUCCCAGGACAGAGAUGCAUUUAGUGCACAUUUUCAGUGUAAGUGUCAUUAGUAGAACAUGCGAGAAGAGGAGAAUUGUUUCUUUGGAACCAGUUAGGUUAUGGACGUCCCCUGGAGGAGUUCCCCAUUAGAAAAUGGGGCUACAGAGGAGAUAGAUUGUACGAAACAUUAGAAUCGGGUCGAUUAUCACUGACAUGUCAUGAAAUUUGUUAUUCAGUGGCAGCAGUGCAGUGCAAUUAUUGUAAAUUACAAUAAGAAUAUAUUAAAAUGCAAAAAGAGAGCAAACUAAUUCAGUAGUGUUGAUAUAUUCAUGGAAAAUUCAGAAAUUUGACGGCGGAGGGAAGGAGCUAUUUCUAAAACAUCUAGUGUGCACCCUGAGGAACCUGUACCUCCUCCCUGAUGAUAGUUAUAAGAAGAGGGCAGGCCCUUAAUGAUAGAUGCUGCCUUUUUGAAGCAUCACCUUUUGAAGAUGUACUUGAUGCAUGAAGUCGGUGGAGUGGACAAUAUUCAGGGAUUCAUCUUCAAAUCUGAAAGAAUUCGCCACAGCUGUCACCGACUUCACCAAGACCUGUGUAGGUGUACAUGUGCCUUUGAGAACAUACAGACAUACUCAAACCAAAGUCGUGGAUGAACCAGGAGAUCCAUGGUCUGCAGAAGGCUAGAUCUGUGACAUUCAAGACCUGUGUGAUCCAAAACUAUACAAGAAAUGCAGGUACGACCUAUGGAAGUCUUUUUUAAGAGUGAAAACAAAUAUUCUGAUUGAAGUUAGAGAGGGAAUCAGAUGCACAUCAGCUCUGGCAGGGUUUGCAGGCCAUUACUUCCUACAAAGCAAAACCUAACAUCAUAAAUGCUGUAAUGUUUCCCAGAUGAGUGCAAUGCCUUUUAUGCUCACUGAAAGGGAGAAUAAAACUGGAGUGAUCCUGUGAUCUCUUGUCUUGGAGGCCGACGCCAGGACAUCUUUUAUGCGGGUGAACCAACUCUCGCAAGGUGUCAGCCCUGAUGAUGUACCUGGUAGGACACUGAAAACCUGUUAACCAACUGGUGGGAAUGUUCAAACGCAUCUUUAAUCUCUCACUGCUGCCGUCAAAGGCUCUCACCUGCUUCAAAAGGCAACAAUCAUAUGAUUGCCCAAGAAGAACAGGGUGAGCUGCAUCAAUGUCUAUCACCCGGUAGCACUCACAUCUACUGUGAUGAAGUGCUUUGAGAGGCUGUUCAUGGCUAGGAUCAACUCCUCCCUAAGCAAGGACCCGGACCCGCAGCAAUCUGCCUAUUGCCACAAUAGGACUACAUCAGAUGCAGUCUCACUCUCCACCUGGCCUUGGAUCACCUGGAUAAAAGGUGAUAGAAAGUCAAGGAUCAUCUGUGUGCCAAAGAUCCCACGAAGGGUCUAAUAUCGCCCUGUUCCGGGUUGGGCUGUGUCUCCCUUCGGGAGGAGCGUGGAAGUGUCUACUGGGCUGCCUGACCUUGUCCUCUCUG
Molecule: messenger RNA, 4970 nt
Organism: Mobula hypostoma (lesser devil ray)
Lineage: Eukaryota; Metazoa; Chordata; Chondrichthyes; Myliobatiformes; Myliobatidae
Product: cyclin-dependent kinase 17-like
Exons: 17
Coding region: 210-1838 (542 amino acids)
Biological process (GO): protein phosphorylation
Cellular component (GO): nucleus; cytoplasm
Molecular function (GO): cyclin-dependent protein serine/threonine kinase activity; ATP binding
Source: RefSeq, a predicted model, not a curated record